This is a messenger RNA of Chara braunii, 3046 nucleotides long. The record is from the annotation of a GenBank genome assembly. NCBI's taxonomy places the organism in Eukaryota, Viridiplantae, Streptophyta, Charophyceae, Charales, Characeae.
UCUGUAAAUCCUUAGAUCGAGUCAGUAGGUUUGUCAGUCAGGGGUCAGAGUCUACUUGGUGAGGAGUGGAAUCGUGCUGAUUGUGCACUUGUCACCAUGGUUGAGACCCGUAGUGGGAUAGACACUAGCCCCUAUACCAAGGAGCAGCAAGAAAAGAUGGCCGCCUUAGUGAAAGAGAACAGGGAGAGGAAAGAGCACGAGAAGCAGGCGAAGUUAAAGACUAUCACAGAGGAGCAGGCGGCCAAGAUGAAGGAAUUGGAGGAGGAGAUGGAAAAAAAGAAGAAGGCUGCUGAAGAAGAAGCAGCAGAAGAAGAAGAAAAAGAGAGAAUGCGUAUUGAGAGUAGAGAGGGAAGUAGUGGCACGAAGAGGGACACAAACGCAGAGAUGGAGAAGAAAAUAAGUGAGUGGGUUGCUAAUUUAUCAUUGGGAGAAGAUGAGGAGGCAAAGUCCUAUGUGACUCAGGAUGAGAGAGAAGCGUUGGCCAAUGAGCUAGCAGCAAUGGGAGAUCCGAUGGAACGACGAGAAAGGGAGGAGGAGCAGAAGUUAGCAUGGAAGUUGAGGAUGAAGAGGGAGAAAAAGAGGAGGAGAGAGGAAGUGAACAAACUGACCGCAGAGGUGGCAAAGGUGCAGGAGUGUAGGAAGGAAGUGUUGGCCCAGACAGAUGACAAGGCCAAAUGGGAUAAGGUAUUAGGGUACCUGGAGGUGCUGAGCAAAGCCUGGAUGGAGGAGCGCCGGGCUAGUUGGAGCCAAGAGGUAGCUUUGAGUGCCAUGCGGUCGGGGUUUAGGGACUUUGCGCGCGAUAUGAUUACCCACAUUGGGGGUGAAGUCAAGCAACUGAGAGACAAUGUCGGAAAGUUCAGUGAGGGCACCAUUGAAGGUGCCAAAGCGAUAGCCGCUGUAGAGGGCGAGGCUAGACCCCGUAAAGAGCCCGUAAAGCUCAAGUUCCCAGAUGCUUAUGGAGGGAAGAAGGAAGAGAACUUUGACAACUGGGAAGCUAGUGUCAAUAGUUAUAUAUAUCUACAACACAUCCUGAUAGAAGAACAAGUCCUCGUGGCCUUCCAGGCCCUCAAGGAUGAGACGACUAGUUUUGCCAGGUCCCUUGCGCGCGCAGCCGGUUGUGAAAACAACCUGGUUGCAUAUUCAAAAGUCACCCCCCUUUCUCAAUUCCUCAAGCUCCUGAAGGAGCGGUUCACAGACCCAACGAGAGGCGUUCGCGCCUCUGAUAAGUUACAGACGAUCCACUCACGACAGUGGAGGAGUGCAAGGGCACUCAAGGGUACAAUGGACAACUUGGUAGCCGUCCCAAACCAUGGGGUCAUUGAGCCCCAGUUGGUUCAGUUAUUUUAUCGUGCCAUGCCAGAGGCCCUGCGUGGGCAUUACUUUGACAAAUCUCAACAGGACGGCAUCACUUAUGAUGCAUUGAGUAGAGAAGUCGUCCUGUAUGAGUCAAGGUCCAUGCCAGUUACCACUUUCUGGCAUAAGGACCUGGAUAAGGGAAAAAGGUGGAAAGGCCGUACCAUCUCAGGCCAGGUCUUGGAGAAGCUACGAGAGGCUAACUUCAAGAUCAACGCAAAGAAGUGCGAGUGGGCCAAGACACAAGUCCUGUACUUGGGCCACGUGUUGGACGGAGAUGGCAUUAAGCCAGAGAACAGUAAGAUAGCGGCGAUUAGAGAUUGGCUGACGCCCCGCACAUUGACAGAGUUGCGGUCGUUCCUAGGCUUAGCUAACUACUAUGGGAAGUUCGUGAGGAACUUCUCCACUAUCGCUGCUCCCCUGCACAGGUUGCUUAAGAAAGAGGCAAUCUGGCAAUGGGACAAAGAUUGUACGUUUGCGCUAAAAAGACUGGAGCGUGCAUUAAUAGAGUACUCUGUCCUCAAAGUAGCAGAUCCGUCCUUGCCAUUUGUCGUCACCACGGACGCAAGUCAGUAUGGAAUAGGCGCCGUGUUGCAGCAGGAUGACGACAAUGGCUAUAGACCAGUAGAGUUCAUGUCCGCGAGGAUGCCCUCAGAGAAGGCAGCCACCUCAAUGUACGAGAGAGAAUUCUACGCUCUCAGUGAUAGAGAUAGUUGUUUCACCAGGCAGAACUGGCAAGAACUCAUGAGAGUCUACGGAUCUAAGUUGUUGAUGUCGUCUGGCCGCCAUCCCGAGACAAACGGUCAGACGAAACAGAUGAACAAGAUCCUACAGCAAGUUCUGCGCACGUACAUUAGACCUGAUCAGAUCAAAUGGGACGAGAUGUUGCCCAAGGUAGCUAGCGCAUACAACAACAACGUGCAUCUGUCCACCUGUCGCACUCCCAAUGAGUUGCACAAGUUCUUUAGGCCGCGCAGACCAUUCGAAGGACUGAACCGGGAUCAGAUUCACAGGCUACCGCCCGGUACCAGGGAGUUUGUGAUACAACACGAGAAAGAAUUAGCAACUGUUGUUGAGAACCUCCGGAAGGCCCAGCAUAGGAUGAUAGAACAGGCUAAUAAGCACCGUCGCCCAUCACAGUUUCAAGUAGGCGACUUAGUCUGGGUCAAGGCAAAAGAGUUUGCACCUGAAGAAAACAUCUCGCAGAAGUUACUGCCUGCGUAUAGAGGACCGUGGUCGGUUCUAGAAGUCAGGGGCGGAGAGGAUGGACCGUCCUACACUAUAGAGAUCCCAGCACACCUCCACACAUACCUUGUGUUCCAUGCUUCAAAGUUGUUGUCGUGUGCCACAAGUCAACAGUUCCCUUCAAGAAGAUCCGUGAUCCCCCCGGAUAUGGAUGGGAGUUAUGACAUUGACGGCAUUGUAGAUGAGGAUGCGUUCAGAACAGGAGGUAGAGGUCGUCCCCAAAAACAGUAUAAGGUCCGGUUUGCUUAUCAGGAACCGGAAGACGACCGCUGGCUUACAAGGACAGAGCUUCUAGAGACAGCUCCCGACAUAGUCAGAGCCUACGAGCGCGACAAGAAGGGUAAAGGUCCUGCCUUGGACUGAAAUAUUCUCGGAGGACCUCGAAUUUAGGACGGCGGGAGUGAAACGGUAUUCACCUUUUAGCAGUAGCGGAUGCAGUACCCAGGGC